GCGUUGUUGGAGAUUGCAUGGGGUUGCAUCCUCGCGCCGACCUUUGCACCGCGCUCCCAAGUGCUGGACAACUUCCCGGGAUUGGCCACCCUGGAGUCCUGUAGGUAACUCAGAGGAGCAGUAGCCUCACUGUUUUUGUAUUUUAAACUGCAGCAGCAAUUUUGAUAGCAACAAUGAAGCAAUAAUAUCUGAGAACAAAGGAGUAUUCGCCAGCUAACUGUCAUCACAAUUUCAAGUGAUUGUAUCAGAAGAAACAAACUGCAGCAGAACUCUGUGUCAGCCAGUACAGGAAGAAUGCUUUCUUCUGAUGUGCUAUAUUUAGAAGCAGUUUUAAUACAGAUCAUAUAAAUUAUAUUUUUGUCAAAUGAAAUAAAAAUGAGUGAAGCCCCCAGAUUCUUUGUUGGGCCUGAAGAUACAGAAAUAAAUCCUGGAAAUUAUCGACAUUUCUUCCACCAUGCAGACGAAGAGGAAGAGGAAGAGGAUGAAUCUCCACCAGAAAGACAGAUUGUGGUUGGAAUAUGUUCCAUGGCAAAGAAAUCCAAAUCUAAACCAAUGAAGGAAAUUCUGGAACGGAUCUCCUUAUUUAAAUACAUCACAGUAGUAGUAUUUGAAGAGGAAGUUAUUUUGAAUGAACCAGUGGAAAACUGGCCUUUAUGUGAUUGUCUUAUUUCUUUCCAUUCUAAAGGAUUUCCACUGGACAAAGCAGUUGCCUAUGCAAAACUCAGGAAUCCAUUUGUAAUCAAUGACUUGAAUAUGCAGUAUCUCAUACAAGAUAGGAGAGAAGUAUAUAGUAUUCUUCAAGCUGAAGGUAUUUUACUUCCUCGUUAUGCAAUUUUGAACCGUGAUCCAAAUAAUCCCAAAGAGUGCAAUCUGAUUGAAGGAGAAGAUCAUGUAGAAGUAAACGGGGAGGUUUUCCAAAAGCCAUUUGUAGAAAAGCCUGUCAGUGCAGAAGAUCACAAUGUUUACAUUUAUUAUCCAACAUCUGCUGGAGGUGGAAGUCAAAGACUCUUUAGAAAGAUUGGCAGUAGAAGUAGUGUAUAUUCCCCAGAAAGCAAUGUACGAAAAACAGGCUCAUAUAUAUAUGAAGAGUUUAUGCCCACAGAUGGUACGGAUGUUAAGGUAGGAUUUAUCAAGUAUAUUUUAAUUCUGUAUUUAGGGUAGUGCUGAUGUUAAGGUACCUGAAUUAAAGUACAGUGCUUCUUGAUUUAUGAUGGUGUUACAUCUUGAUAAACACUGUAGUUAGCUGGGUAGGAUAGUGCACAUCUGUAAUAUCUGCAUUCUGGUGGCAUGACUGAGUCAGGAAGAUCUUGAGCUUGAGGCAAGAUUGGGCUACAAAUGAGACCCAGCCUCAAAAGAAGAAGAAAAAAAUGUGAGUUGCAAAAGCACUUAAUGACCUAUUGAAAAUCAACCUGGUGCACUAUAGAGCAUGUGUAGCUGACUGGAGGCUAUAGUGCAGGCCCCUGACUAGCGUCAAGAAAGUGUCAUGCCCCAAACCUGAGAAUCAUGAGCAUC
This is a messenger RNA of Castor canadensis (American beaver), 1512 nucleotides long. The record is from RefSeq and is a predicted model, not a curated record. Lineage: Eukaryota; Metazoa; Chordata; Mammalia; Rodentia; Castoridae.